Molecule: messenger RNA, 2000 nt
Organism: Drosophila obscura
Lineage: Eukaryota; Metazoa; Arthropoda; Insecta; Diptera; Drosophilidae
Product: esterase B1
Exons: 4
Coding region: 296-1930 (544 amino acids)
Source: RefSeq, a predicted model, not a curated record
GCCGCGACGCGCCGCUCAACAAACUAAUAAACAAAUACUAUGCACAAAACCUGAAAUGAAAAGUUAUAGUAUGCAAAGCUUUUUGUGAGAAAGCAAGCAAAGCAAAGCAAAAGUGAAAUAUCAGCUGUCUCAGUCAACUUGUGCGGUCAUCGUGCGCGUUGUUGUCGUUGUUGUUUUUUUUUUCUAGUCGGUCCGCCGCCGCUCGCUUUGCGCGAUAAAAACAAAUGCCAUAAAUAUGUGCAUUUCGUUAGAUAAAAAGCGCUAAGUGUCGAGUUUUUUUAUUCAAUCGCUAGACAUGGAGAGCAUUCUGGUGCAGACAGAGAGUGGCCCUGUAGUGGGGCGACGCUGCAGGGGCGUCUAUGGCGAUGAGUACGUGAGUUUCGAGGGCAUUCCGUAUGCCAGGCCGCCAGUGGGACGUCUACGUUUCAUGGCCCCGUUGGCGGUGACACCCUGGACGGAGCCCCUGGAUUGCCGGGCGAAGGGCCCAAAGCCACUGCAGUUCAAUCACUACAGCAAACAGCUAGAGGGCGUCGAAGAUUCCCUGCAAUUGAAUGUGUAUGCCAAGGAGCUCCAUUCAGCUAAACCUCUGCCGUUGAUCGUUUUCUUCUUUGGCGGCGGCUUCGAGAAGGGCGAUCCGACCACGGAUCUGCACGGGCCCGACUACUUCAUGAUGCAGGAUGUGGUUGUGGUCACGAUCUCCUAUCGAGUCGGACCCUUGGGCUUUCUAUUGCUCAAAGAUCCCGCCGUGGGCGUGCCCGGCAAUGCUGGGCUCAAGGAUCAGCUGCUGGGCCUCCGAUGGAUACACGCGAACGCGGCCAGCUUCAAUGCGGAUCCCAAUAAUGUGACGGCGUUUGGGGAGAGCGCCGGAGCGGCGUCUGUCCAUUAUCUGAUGCUGAAUCCCAAGGCGGAGGGACUCUUCCACAAGGCCAUUCUGCAGUCGGGCAAUGUGCUGUGCACAUGGGCCCAAUGUCCGAUAAACGACAUGCCGCAGCGUCUGGCUGGUAAUCUGGGAAUGGAGAAUGUGAAUGACGCCACCGAUGCCAUGAUUCUGGACUAUCUGCAGGCUCUGCCGGGAGAGCAGCUGGUGAAGCCGUAUCUCCUGAGUCGCGCCGAGCACAUGGACGAUUGUGUGUUCCAGUUCGGGCCAAUGGUGGAGCCCUACAGAACGGAUCACUGUGUGUUGGCCAAGCAGCCGUCUGAGCUGCUGGCCACUGCCUGGGGCAACAAGAUUCCACUGCUGAUGAGUGGCACCUCCUUCGAGGGCCUGCUGAUGUAUGGUCGCGUCUUUGUGGCACCCUAUCUGCUGACCGACCUAAAGGAUCAGCCCGAGCAUAUGCUGCCGUUGCAUUUGAAGCGUACCCUGCCCCUGGCUGUGGCACAAAACUUGGGCAAGCGUCUGCAGGCGACGCAUUUCGGAGAGAGCGCCGCUAUAGACUUGUCGCCAGCGGGAGUGUUGGCCUACUGCGAGUACGCCACCUACAAGGUCUUCUGGCUGCCCAUUAUGAGGGUAGUGCGUUCGCGCCUACGCCAUAGUAUGGCUCCUACCUACCUAUGCCGCUUUGAUUUCGAUUCGCCAACAUUCAAUCAUCAGCGCAUCAAGUAUGUGGGUGACAAGCUACGUGGCGUGGCCCAUGUGGAUGAUCAUUCGUAUCUGUGGUUUGGCAGCUUCGCCUGGAAAUUGGACAAACAUACGACAGAAUUUCAAACCAUCGAACGGAUGAUUGAUAUUGUCACAAGCUUCGCUAGAAGUUCGAGUCCCAAUUGCCCGAAAGUCGCCGAACAGCUGCCACGCACCAAGGAAUGGCUGCCCUUGGACAGCCGUCAGUCCAACGUGGAAUGCCUCAAUGUAUCGGAGAGCAUCAAAUUGAUUGAGCUGCCGGAACUGCAGAAGCUGCGCGUGUGGGAGAGUGUCUGCCAAAUCAAAGACUAGCUUCAGAAAAUGAUUUUCUUUUCCUAUUGUUUUUGUCGAAAUUCCAAGUGCAUUAAAAAUGUCCACACGA